This is a messenger RNA of Hevea brasiliensis (rubber tree), 1488 nucleotides long. Its product is annotated as ubiquitin receptor RAD23c. The record is from RefSeq and is a predicted model, not a curated record. Gene Ontology annotation, cellular component: nucleoplasm; cytosol. Gene Ontology annotation, biological process: proteasome-mediated ubiquitin-dependent protein catabolic process; nucleotide-excision repair. The coding region runs from base 157 to 1305 and encodes 382 amino acids. The transcript is spliced from 12 exons. Gene Ontology annotation, molecular function: damaged DNA binding; proteasome binding; polyubiquitin modification-dependent protein binding. Lineage: Eukaryota; Viridiplantae; Streptophyta; Magnoliopsida; Malpighiales; Euphorbiaceae.
GGCUUUAAAUUGCCCGUCGCUUUGUUCCGUUUUUCGGCGUUUUGUAUUAUCGUCAUCUAGGCGUGCUUCUCCCGUGAAGCUUAGCCGGCGGCUACUGGGAAUUGUAGACUAGCCGGGAAUUGAGGAUCGUUUGGUGGAGGAAACUAAAGGGACAAGAUGAAGGUUUUUGUGAAGACUUUGAAGGGUACAAACUUCGAGAUCGAAGUAAAACCUGAAGACACGGUCGCUGAUGUCAAGAAAAGCAUAGAGACGGUACAGGGUGCAGACAUUUACCCUGCUGCACAGCAGAUGCUGAUUCAUCAGGGGAAAGUUCUUAAAGAUGGCACAACUUUGGAAGAAAAUAAAGUUGCUGAAAAUAGUUUUAUUGUCAUAAUGUUAAGCAAGAGCAAGGUUUCAUCAAGUGGAGCAUCAACUGCUUCGGCUGCACCUCCAAGCCAAGCCCAACCUGCAAGUUCUUUGCCUACUAGUGCAACACAACCAGCAACAACUACUCAAGCUCCUGCUCCAACCGCAGCACCACUACAACCCUCCACUGAAUCUACACCUUCUGUAGUUAAUCCUGUUUCUUCAGAAUCAGACAUAUAUGGACACGCAGCAUCAAACCUUGUUGCAGGAAGUAAUUUAGAGGCUACCAUUCAACAGAUACUUGACAUGGGCGGAGGCAGUUGGGAUCGCAAAACUGUUGUACAUGCUCUACGUGCUGCAUAUAACAACCCUGAAAGGGCUGUUGAAUAUCUUUAUUCUGGAAUUCCUGAGCAAGCUGAAGUUCAACCAGUUGCCCGAGUUCCUGCUAGUGGGCAGGCUGCAAAUCCACCAGCCCAUACUGAACAACCUGCAGCACCUACCAGUGGUGGGCCAAAUGCAAAUCCUCUAGAUCUAUUUCCACAGGGCCUUCCUAGUAUGGGUUCCAAUGCCAGUGCAGGCACCUUGGAUUUUUUGCGCAACAGUCAGCAGUUCCAAGCAUUGCGGGCUAUGGUGCAAGCAAAUCCUCAAAUCCUGCAGCCUAUGAUUCAGGAGCUUGGGAAACAAAACCCACAUCUUAUGCGGCUCAUUCAAGAGCAUCAGGCUGACUUCUUGCGCUUGAUAAAUGAACCUGUUGAAGGAGAAGGGAACCCACUUAGUCAGUUGGCUUCAGCAAUGCCUCAGGCUGUGACUGUUACUCCUGAGGAGCGCGAGGCAAUUGAGCGUCUUGAAGCAAUGGGCUUUGAUCGAGCCCUAGUGUUGGAGGUAUUCAUUGCAUGCAACAAGAAUGAAGAACUGGCAGCCAACUAUCUAUUAGAUCACAUUCAUGAAUUUGAGGAAUGAACAAAAUUGCGUCCUAGAGUAUCUUUUACUCUUCCGUGUUGGGUGAACUUGGUUUUCUUAUGUACCUUAUCCCAACUAUUUGUCUCGUGGGGACUCUUUAUCCUUGGACAAACAAUAGCGCAUUCUCCUUUCUAUGUUUAAAUAUUGGUUACCAUGUUAUUUAUACAAAAUUGUGUUGGAAUA